GACACAUCCUGUCAGUUGCAGGCUCUGUCGUUCAUCUGUCGGCUCCAGGAGGGUGCAGGCUGCAAGGGUCUGGGCAUGUCUCCCCACUUGACCACUGUCCUGGCCCUUGCGCUCUGCCUGGGCCCGGUGCUCCAAGCACAGGAAGGGGUCCUGCCCAGACCCUCCAUCUGGGCGGAGCCGGGCUCUCUGAUCCCCCAGGGGCAGCCGGUGACCAUUGUUUGCCAGGGACCCGCGAAGGCUGAGACAUUCCGCCUGGAGAAGGAGGGAAAUGACCUACACCCAGAUGUGCGGAACCCACAGCAUGAGACGCAGGCCAGAUUCCCCAUCCCCGUGGCGAGUGAAGACACUGCUGGGCUCUAUCGCUGCCUCUAUCAUAACGGUGUCGCCUGGUCUAAACGCAGUGAGCCACUGCAGCUGAACGUGACAGGAGACCCACAGAUGCACUGGGAGGACAGUAACAGUCCCGGACUACUAUGCAUUGCAGAGAUUUUAUACCUAGGCCUGUCAACAGAGCAUGUUUCUGUCCUCACUGGGGUCUCUGUGACCUUGUUCCUUUGUGUCUUCCUCCUGGUCCUCAUCUUGCUCUAUUAUCAGCACCAGAAAAAACACAGCCCCCCCGGCAGCAAAGGUGAAGAGCAGAGGCCCCAGGAGAGGGUUAGCCCGGCUGUUGACAUCCUAGAGAGGACACCAGAUCUGGCCGCAGUCGACAGACUUCCUGAAAAGGACGGGGAAAUGCUUCGCACCCCAGACGAGGAUAGGGCAGAUCGCCAGCGGCUGGCCAUGUCCCGCAACCCCACGCGCUUCCUGGGCCUUGGUGACGAUUUUUGUCAGAUUCUGGUUUUCAGAGCAAACAAGCAAUCUGUGGAAAGGUUCAUCCUGAUGAAGGAAGGAGAACGCCAGACCUCCUGGAACCUGGACUCCCAGCCAGCCCCCAGUGGGGGGUCCCAGGCCCUGUUCCCUGUGGGCCCUGUGAACCCCAGCCCCAGGUGAACAUUCAGAUGCUAUGGUUAUUACAACAACACCCCCCAGAUAUGGUCGUACCCCAGUGACCCCCUGGAGCUGGUGGUAUCAGGUCACAAGUACCAGAGAAUUUUGAUCCAGGUCCCUGUGAUCUUCCUCGUUCUGCUCUUCCUUCCCCUCCUCUUCCUCCUUAUCCGACACCAGCACCAGAAAAAAUGCUGCGAGUCAGGUGCCUCACAGCCUGAAGUUGACAGAACCCUGCAGAAAAGGUCCAGCUCCGUGGCUCCUGUCCAGGAGGAGAAUCGGAGUAAAAAGGAGGGUCCUGAUGCUGAGGGGAGAGAGUCCCAGCCUGAGGAAGACAUACAGACGGACAGUCAGGCCGCAGCAUCUGAAGACCCCCAGGAUGUGACCUAUGCCCAGCUGAACAGCUUAAAUCUCGGACAGGGGACGAGUGCACCCCCUUCCUCCCAGUCAACGGAGCCCCCAGCAGAGCCCACCUCCCACACCCAAGAUUACACAGUGGAGAAUCUCAUCCGCAUGGGCAUGGCUGCAGUGAUCCUGGUGGUCCUCGGGAUUCUCCUCUUUCAGGCUUGGUACAGACUUUAUAAGCUGUCUGCACGGCUGAGGACCAUGGGAGGCAGCGCUGGGACCCUGACCCCCACUGCCCUUCUCUACCUUGGGCUGUGUCAGGGCCUGUGGGACCAGGCACGGACAGGGACCCUCCCCAAACCCUCCAUCUGGGCUGAUCCUGGCCCCAUGGUCACCAAGGGGAGCCCUGUGACCAUCUGGUGUCAGGCGUCUCUGCAGGCUGAUGUCUACUAUCUGUAUAAAGAGAGUGUCCAUGGAUCCUGGCCCAUGAAGACCUCACAGGAUUCCAGCAACAGGGCCAGUGUCUCCUUUGCAUCCAUGAGCUCACACAAUUCAGGGAAAUACCAGUGUGCAUAUCAGAGAGGGAAGAGCUGGUCACAGGGGAGUGACCUCCUGACCCUGGUGGUGACAGGAGUGUAUGAUGCACCCUCCUUCUCAGCCAACCCAACCCUUGUGGUGGCCUCGGGAGGGAAUGUGUCCCUCUCCUGUAGCUCACCGUGGCCACGGGGGUCAUUCCAUCUGCUGAAGGAGGGGGGAGCUGAUGUGCCCCAAUACCUGGAAUUGACGUUCCGUCGGAAGCGGUACCAGGCAGUCUUCCUUGUGGGCCCUGUGAACACCUCCCAUGGGGGGACCUACAGAUGCUACAUUUCUCCCGAAUCGUACCCAUAUUUGUGGUCACAGCCCAGUAACCCUCUGCACCUUCAGGUCACAGGUGUCUACAGGGAGCCCUCCCUCUCGGCCCAGCCGGGCCCCCUGGUGCAGUCUGGAGACAGCCUGAGCCUCCUGUGUCGCUCAGAGACUGGCUUUGACAGAUUCGCUCUGACCAAGGAUGAGGAGCUCAGAGCUCCCCAGUGUCUAGACGGGCAACCCAGCCCCAACUUCACCCUGGGCCCUGUGAGCCGCUCCCACGGGGGCCGAUACAGAUGCUACUGUGGACACAAGCUCUCCUCCACGUGGUCGGCACCCAGUGCCCCUCUGGACGUCCUGAUCACAGGAAUGUAUGAGAAACCGACCCUCUCAGCCCAGCCAGGGCCUUCAGUGUCCUGGGGAGAGAACGUGACUCUGCAGUGUCGCUCUGAGGUCUUGUUUGAUAGCUUCCACCUGUCCAAGGAGGGGUCCCUGGCUCCUCCCCAGGUCCUUUAUCUGCAGGACACAGUGAUACCUAACCAGGUCAAGUUCACCCUGAGUCCUGUGACCUCAGACCACGAGGGGACCUACAGGUGCUACAGCUCACACAGCAACUCUCCCUACCUGUUGUCACAGCCCAGUGACCCCCUGGAGCUCCUGGUCUCAGGUCCCCACUGGUACCUGUACGUCCUCAUCGGGGUCUCGGUGGCCGUCGUCCUGCUGCUCGGCCUCCUCGGCCUCCUCCUGGUCCGACAGCGGCGUCGGGGCAAAGGCAGGAAGCCAGGGGCUGCAGACCCAGAGCCCAAGGACAGAGGCCUGCAGGACAGCUCCAGCUCAGCUGCUGCUGCCCAAGAGGAGAGCCUCUCUGCCCUGUCUGAGAAACCUCAGGGGACCUUGCCUGAGGUACCCCCAUUCGCCCCAGCAGAUGCUGCCGUGCAAGACACUCAGCCUGAGGAGGGGGUGGAGCUGGACCAUCGGCAGAACACACGGGAUGAAGACCCCCAGGGAUUGACAUGUGCCCAGGCUGCGACAUCUCAUGCCCCUUCAGAUGUGACCUACGCCCAGCUGAACCGCUUGACCCUCCGACGAGAGACAAGUGCAUCCCCUCCCUCCCAACCAGGGGAGCCCCCAGCAGAGCCCAAUGUGUAUGCUGCUCUGGCCCUCCGCUAGCCCAGGAAGGACCCAGACCCCACACUCCAGGGAAGCGACCGCAGAGACCCUGGAAGGCACAGGAGCUGCCCACACUGGGCGCCACCUAAUGCCAGCCAACCUGGACUCCUCACGCAGACCAGUAGGAACUCCCGGGACCCUCUGGGAAUCACCUGAUUCUUCCAUCAAAGAUAGUACUAUCUCUAUACCUUGGAAAUCAAAGCAACGGACUUCUCAAUAAUUCAGGAAUGAAAUGAGAAAACCAAAAUGGAAAUGAGAGAAUGUUUACACUGAAGGACAAUGUAAAUGUUACACAUCAAACCUAUGAAAUGGGAAAAUUAAGAACCAAGUCAAUGAUCCAAGCCAUCAUACCAUGAAUUUAAAAAAAGAAUAGCAAAUUAUUCCAAAUGAAGGUAGAAGGAGGGAAAUACAGUGAUAAGAGAAGCUACUAAUGAGGUCAAACAAAAAAUAAAGAAGAAUCUAAAGCCCAAAAUGUUUAUUUUUGUAAAUAUUAAUCACAUGUAUAAAUCCUAGCCACGAUGGCCAAGGGACAGAGAGAGAGAGAGAGAGAGAGAGAGAAGGCCCACAUCCCAUCACAUCACCAUUCAGGACAGCAUCACAGCCUACAGACUUUAAAUCAAUAACAGAGUUUAUUAUGUUCAUUUUUAUUAGUUAUUAUUAUAUUAUGAACAAUUUUAUGCCAAAAUAUUAGAAAAUGUAGAUAAAACAAGACAAAAUCCUCAAAAAUACAGGUUACCAAAAUGACAGACAUAGGGAUAAAUAGAAAAUCUGAAUUGCUGUGUGUGUAAUAUAUGGUGAAUAUGCAUUAAAGUUUUUCCCACAGAGUGAACUGAA
Messenger RNA from Callorhinus ursinus (northern fur seal), 4179 nucleotides. Lineage: Eukaryota; Metazoa; Chordata; Mammalia; Carnivora; Otariidae. The record is from RefSeq and is a predicted model, not a curated record.